UUACUUUCCAAAUUAAUUGAGAAACCCUAACCCUAGCUUCCCUCACCAUAGCCGCACCCCACCCCCCUUCCAACCUUCCUUCAGCGUAAUAUUCAGUGACAAAAUAGAGAGCACAGGGAGAGAGGGAGCUGCGUCCUGCUGCUGAUCCGCCACCGAACUCGCUGACCAGCCGCCGUCGCGUCGCUGCCCAACCGCCAUGGAGUUGCUACCCAGCUGCCGUCUAGCUCACUGCCUUGCUGCCAUCGAAGCUCUGCCGCCACCGCUACCAAGUCGCCAUCGUGCUUCAUCGUAGCCGCUGCUAGGUCUUGUCACCAUCUUCGUAGCCAUUGCUGCCACACGCAGAAGGGAGAGCAAAGGGAAGAGACGUGACCGGCCAAGAGAGAGGGGGAGUAAACGGACGCAUUGGUGGGUGUUUCUGUUCGCCGCCGCCGCCGUUGAUGGAAGUCGCUGCCGUCGCCAUCCUCGCGAGCUGCCACCGCGUCGCCGUUACUGAGCUGCAGCGCUGCUGUUGUCGCACUCUGCUGCUGCCGCGUCUCACCAAGCCGCUGCUGGAGGAGGAGGGCUCGCAAGUUCUGCCUCUGCUUCGGGUUUAUGGAAUCUGACGAGAAUGCACUGCCGCCAUUGAGCUAUCGGUGGUUCUGGCCGUUGGAGAACCACCGAUGGAGCUCGCUGGAACUGCUCGGAGGUUUCCGUUACUCGUUCUGAUUCUGCCCUGUUUUGGGAAUGUUGCUGCUGCCACUGGAAUCACGAACCGAAAAGGAGAGGAGGCCAUUUUCCCUUGUCGCUUUUGCUGCCAUGGAAACUGGUGCUGGAAAUUGCUAACAGAGCUAUUGUGUGUGAUGAUUUCCGCGAGUUUCGACUUUGAGUGGCAGAGGGGUUAUUUCCUGUAUGCAGAAGGUGUGUCGGCAUACAAUCUUGCAGUGGCAGAUGUGUUAUUUUCUGCGUACAGUGGUCCCUGUGGUAGCAGAGGGGUUAUUUCCUAUACACAGGGGUAUAGCCAACAGGAAAGCCAUAUCCGGCUAGUAAUGCUGGGUUAUGUCGGGAGCGGGUAGAAACCGACAGAUGAGCUCAUUACCUGCACUAAGGCUAGACAUGCAUCAUCCUUGUUUGUGCAUUUGCAUUUGAUUGGGCUUGCUCGUUGUACUUCACUGUGAUUGUGCUGUGAUUGUGCUGUUUGCCUUGCUGUGACUUGUUUGUAUGUUGAAUUGAAUCUCUUGUUAGUGCUAUUGGUUGAUGAAUAUAUGAAGGUGAUUGAGAAUUGACGUUUUGAUUGAGAACUAAUUAUGUGACUGAUAGAUGGUUAAUGUGACUAGUUUUGAGUUUAGAGAUUUUGAAGGAGGUAAUUAAUUAGUUAAAGUAAAACCAAAAGUAUUUCCAAAAAAAUUUGAUAAAAAUAUAGUUUCCUUGAGUAUGUUAAUUUUUUGCAUAUUAAUCAAUAUUUUUACGGCAUUUCCAUUCCUUACUGAGAACUUGUGGUUUGUUUUCACCCCAAAAUCUUCC
This is a messenger RNA of Arachis duranensis, 1500 nucleotides long. RefSeq lists its product as uncharacterized. Bases 660 to 1052 code for a protein of 130 amino acids. Lineage: Eukaryota; Viridiplantae; Streptophyta; Magnoliopsida; Fabales; Fabaceae. The record is from RefSeq and is a predicted model, not a curated record. The transcript is spliced from 2 exons.